Messenger RNA from Rhagoletis pomonella (apple maggot), 2684 nucleotides. RefSeq names its product putative mediator of RNA polymerase II transcription subunit 26. The record is from RefSeq and is a predicted model, not a curated record. The coding region runs from base 16 to 2664 and encodes 882 amino acids. Lineage: Eukaryota; Metazoa; Arthropoda; Insecta; Diptera; Tephritidae. The transcript has 5 exons.
UGGACUUACAAACAUAUGCAAAUGCUUUUGUGGGGAAUUUCAUUCAAACUAAAUCAAUGCAGAUUCUAUCAAAAAUAUCACGAGCUGCGCGCACGCAUAAAAGCCAAUUCAUGUCCCAUACUGCCGGCCACACAACUCAAUAGUAACAACAGUAGUAACAGUAAUAGCCGCAAUAACAAUAGCAACAGUAGCAAUAGCAAUAGCAAUAACAACAUCAACAAUAAUAGCAAUAACAGUAACAAUAUAAAUAACAGUAAAAGUAACAACACCAACAUUAUCAAUAAUCCCACAAGCGCAUUAGGCAACGUUUACACGCCCAUUCCAAAUUAUUCGGUACAAAGAUCGGCUUCACUCAAAGAUCAUAGAAAUUACAGAAGCAACUCGACAAAUACAUCGACCACAUCAAUAACGGCGGCAUACACCACCAGCACGCCAUCAACAGCUGAUUCGACUGCGUCUAUAACGACAAGCACCACCACCACCACCACUCCAUCGACAGCUGCAACUACGACACCGAUUCGCAGCACACCUACUAGUUCGGCAAAUGCUGACAAAGGUGCCACAAGUGCUGCCAGCACCAGCACUACCAGCAAUAAUAAAAACAAUCAAAACAAUAAUAAUAAUAAAAUCAGCAAUACGAUCACAAAUUCAAACACUGCCAAUAAUAACAAUGAUAACGGUAAUAAUAAGAUUGAUAAUGACCCUAAACAGUCAUCGUCAUCGUCAUCAUCAACUUUGUCCGGUCCGUCUACUUCCCCCGAUGCAGCUGCGCCAACCACUACUACAAAGCAGAAAAUGUCGGCAGGCACAAUUUUCAAAAAUUUCUUCAAAUCCUUUGUGCCACCCGUGCGUGACGAGGAGAGCGAAACACAACGUAAGGCACACGCUAAGCGCGUACGUGAGACGCGUCGCUCUACACAAGGUGUAACGUUGGACGAAAUUAAGAGUGCCGAAGAGUUGGUUAAGAAGAAAAAUUCAACCAUGAAUAACAACAAUAACAGCAGCAGCAACGAAACGCAAGUAGCUACAGCAACAGCAGAAAAUCCAUCAACAUCAAAGCAGCAAGAAGUGGAGCCGCUGGCGCAACCGCCAAUAAUAGCGACAGAAACAGAGGCUAGUCCACAAUCGCCGCCUCGAACAGACGAAAAUGAAGCACCAAUCGUCCUCAGCCCCACCACCAACGCCGCAAAAUGCGCACGAGACAAGGAGGAUGAUGAUAAGGUGGCACAAGAGGAUGCCGAAAAGGGUGAAUGCGCUGUGGACAAUGAUGGCGAAGAUGUUUCUGCCUCAUUCACAAUCGUAACAACAACCCGAAAGAUCGUCACACCAACAGAAGAUGCAACGACUGAUGAAAACACCGACGAUAAUGACGAAGAAGUUAGCGCCUCAUACACACUGACACCGCGACAUUCGUUUAUCGGCAGCGCAGUGCCCAAUGAAGCGGUGGAAACGACGAUAGUGGUCACUCCACCGGAGAUGACUAUCAAUGAAAGCGCGGUCGCUGAGGAGGUAACGGUCAGGAAAAAACAAGUUGCGAAAGAAACCGAAAACGAUGACGAGAAUGCGGAAGAGGACGAGGACGACGAUGAAGAUGAGAGCAGGGAUGACGACGACGAAGCGAACGAGAAUGAAGCCGAGGAUGCAAGCAAACGUGAAUCGUUAAAACAGAGCGCUGCAGAAACGUUUCAAGUUGCAGCUGCCGAUGUGGAGGCGGAAGAUGCCGACGAAGAGCAGAACGAAAACGCAGCUGAAGAGGUGCAAGAUGACACGGAGGAUGACUCAGAUGAAAGUGAAACUAUUGAAGUUCACAAUUUACAAAAUGCAAAUGAAAAGACUGAACGCCCUGUGCCGAAACAGAUUGAGCCCAGUGAGAAUUCCAAUACCAAACCCCCCGUCUUAACCACCAGCACAACUUCCAACGAACGUUCCCGCUUAAGCACACUAACACCAUUGCCACUAGCAGUGACUACUGUGGGCGCUUCCGCAAGCAAAUCCUCAGUGCAUCCGACUAGUGCAGUUACUACACCGAUUACGCCAACGUCGUCGUCGUCGUCGCCACCGCCACCUACACUCGAAAGCCCUGUGCGCUUGCGUGAAAAACGAAUACCCCCCUAUGAAACUGACAGCAACAAUGCCUUAACGCUUGUCGAGCGGCUGCGUUACGAAGCGAGUAAAUAUAGUGGGGCUGGUGGUGAUGAACUAGUGGCUGUAAGCAAAACACGCUCGCUACCACCAGCGUUACAAGGCGGUGGCGGCGGCGGCGGCGGCGGUGGGACUGAAGAUGGCGCUGGCGGUGGCAUAACCGCUUGCAUUGACAAUAAUGAGCCAGCGCUGGCGUCAACAGCAACUUACAGCAAAAUAUUUGGUGGCAGUCGGCGCAGCUUGGAUUCGACUUCACUGCCACUACAAUGCCAUGGCAGCCUGGCAACGGAACAAGCGAAUAUCAGUGCUUUUGGUAGUAUUAGUAGUUGUAGUAGUAUUAGCGGUACGGCGACAGCAACGUCGGCGGCGUCGGGCAGCCAUGAUAGUAGUACGACGGCAGCGGCGUCAUCGUUGUCCUCCUCCUCCUCGAAUACGAUGGCUGAGCGGCGUCCAUCUUGGCGUUUGAAAUUCGAUGCUGGCUGUAAGGUAAUACUUCGUACGCGCAUGCGUACAACACUUUAGUACAAAAACAAAAAAAAAAA